This is a messenger RNA of Cherax quadricarinatus, 4564 nucleotides long. NCBI's taxonomy places the organism in Eukaryota, Metazoa, Arthropoda, Malacostraca, Decapoda, Parastacidae. The record is from RefSeq and is a predicted model, not a curated record.
AGGGGUACUUUUGUCUAAUCAUGCAGUGAUUGAAAUGCAUCUGGUUGACGUACUGUCCAGAAUUAUUUCUUACAGGUCACUGAGGAAGAAUGGGAGAGGUGAGGGCCUAUGGGAGCUGGAAUUGCCUCCACCACCUCCAACAUGGCUUGCUGCUGAGCUGGCCAGACUCUUCCCUCCUCAUCAACCAUACUUGCAGCUUCCUCACCUGGAUUGGUCACAUAAUCCCUCAAGUAGCCAAAACAAUAUUCAGACAGAAUUGAAUAGCCACAGAGCUCUACUCUCCAGAUAUGGUAAAAAUGAAGCCUGUAAUGAGAGUGGAAGUAAAAAUUUGCUUAGUGGCCAAAAUUUAAAAAAAUUAGGGCAGUUGUAUGAUACACUUCUUGAUGAUAUGGAGAAAAAAGCUGUUAAUCUACCAGAGAGUAAAAUGCUUUACAGGACUUCCACUGAAUUUAAUGAAAAUAAUUUAAUGGUUACUGAUGUAACCAUUUCAUUUCCUGUUGGCAACAUACAUGAAGACUUAACUACAGCAUCACAACCAGAUAGUAAGAUUUCAACUUUGGAAUCUUAUCCAGUGCAUGGCAGCAGAAGUACAGUACGCAAGGAUGAAGCGUUGGAACAUCAGAGUGAUGACAGUUUAAAAAUGGGAAAGUUCUGUGGAUUUUGUAAGCGUAAUGGUGAGAUGCCUACUACAUACUAUAGUCAUUCCCUUAGAGAUUCAAGUGGACAUUUAACAUGUGAUGCACUGAGAAACUACACUUGCCCUAGAUGUGGUGGAACUGGUAAUAAUGCUCAUACAAUUUCUUACUGUCCAAUGACAACGAUUAAGGUCUCUUCAUUAGCAACAAAGCUGAAGAUGACAAAGCGAAAUGCAGCCUCAGUCAGGAGUUCCCCAUCACCAUGAGACCUUAGCAGUAUGUUAUUGCAUGCCAGAAGAUUGUGUGUUUUACAGUUAUCAUUAUCCCUAUCCCAUUGUCUGUUUUCAUUAGGUAGAGAGGAAACUGCUGGAAAAGUUUCAUAGUCUAGGAUGGUAAAAGUUAAUGAGUGACACCCAGUUUUUCACAUUAAUAUAAUCAUAGGAAACUAGUACUGUGCUACUUCACUAAAAAAUCUUCUUUGUCAUUAUUUUAGCCACAUUACAGUAUUACAUAAACUUGAUGUAAUAGUAUUCUGUAUGAAUACUCAUAAACACUGUGAAACUGUAAUUGUUAAUCAUUCGAGCUUUAACAAUCUGUGCUUUCACUCCCAUUCAUUGAUAUUAUUCCCAUGAAUAUAAUUUCACAUUUUCUCUUCUCUUUUGUUGUAAUUUUCUGCACUCAAACUUGCACUUUACUUGAUUUUUUCAUCCCUCAGUUAUUUAUUUAUUUUACAUGACUAUUCUAUUGUACCAAAAUCAAACUUUUCUCAGUCCUUUGUUGUGUUUUCACACUGCCUAUCAUUUCUUCAUUCCUUAACUUGUUUAUCCUAACACUACUCAUGGUUCACAGUAUAUCAGUUUUCAUUGCUCUAAUUUGUUAGUUUUCAUGUUCAUUCCUAUCAGUGUUUACUGUACACCUUAUAUGAGUUGAAUUUUUUUUUUCUUACCUUUACUUGGAUUUUUUCAUACACAUCCCAGGUAUCUUUCUGCCCUGCCCCAUAUUUAAAUUUACCAACAUUAUUUUUUCUCCAUUCAAACUACUAUAUUUUUGCACAAAUGUAUAUUUUUUUAUACCAUUAAUUUACAUUUACUUUUACUUUGAACCAUCUUGUCCUACACACAUAUACAAGACUUUGAAUUAUACUAGAUAUACAUCAUUCUGUGCCAUAGAAAUGUUAUCCACAGAUACAAAAUCUUAUAUGCUAAAGUUAUUCCUUUUUUUUAUGCACUAAUUUCAAACCAUUCUGAAUUUCACCCACUUUGAUAGAUCACAUAAUUUCACCCAUAUAUUCAUUGCAUAACCAACUGAGGAACCUAUCACAUUAUUAAUUUUCAAUUAUGUGAGUGAUCCAAAAGAAGUGUAAUCAACGAAGCUCAGUGGGAACAGUUUGUUAAUUAAGAUUGAGUGAGUGUCAGUUAUGAUUUUGUGAUGCUUCACAUGAAGUACAUUUAUACCUAUUAUAUAUGGUGUGAUAAUAUUAGUUUUAAGUGAUGUCAUUAAGUGAGAGGUACACCAGUGUGAAAGAUCUUUUCUUUUAUUCCAGAGACGUACCUCUUUACCCCAUAAAUGUGGGAAGUGCCAUUCAUGAAUAAACUCUGCAUUCUUUUGUGAAUAUAGCAUAGCAAAUUAUUUUAGUAAUAGCUUAUCACAUAACCUGAGUAACAGCCUGUGACACUAUUAUAUAAACCUAGAUUAAUAGUCUCAGUGAAAUUACCUAAAUCUUACAAUUGUAUAAAAUUAUUGAAGAAAAUAUAUAUAGUACAGCAUGUACUUUUGAGUAUUGUAUCAUGUUAUGAUGAUCCAUUGAACAUACUUGCUGUCUUUUUCAUCUGAGGUAUAGCUAUAGGAUUCACACUGACAGAAAGGUAAUUUGGGACUGGCUAAGAACUGUAUAUCGUGCUUUAAACAUUAAUUUUAGGAAGGGAAAUGUUGCUGUUUUAGUUUAGUUGACUAGCUUUACAGCUAUUUUUGUCAUCUACAUUUUCAUGUUUUCUUUCUCUGGUUCUGUGUGAAGAUAGCUCUCUCAAAAAGCUCCUCUAUAUACAGUACUGCAUGUUUUUACAAAUGCAAUUGAGAAAGUACAUAGUACAUAUUGUUAAAUUUUUUAUUCACUUUUUUACUCCUAUUUACAAAAAAAAAAAAAUGCACUUUGUAGAGGAACUUUAUAAUUUAGCUGAUUCUAAUUACUUAUUUGCCAAUAUACAUGCAUGCUUUUACCCAUUUGCAUAGCCAUUGCAUAUUUAUAAUUUACAAGAAAUGAGCUAUGCUCCUAAUGUCUCAUCAUCUUUUAUGUAAAAUGUACUGUGAUUUUUAAAAAUGGCUGUGCUUCAGCCAGCUGCAACUCUGAAGAAAUAUUUUCAGUUUAAAUUUUUUAGCAGUUUAAAAUUUUUCUUUAUUUUUAAAUUAGUGACUUUCUUGUUAUUUAUUUUAUAGUAUAUAAAAUAGUGGAAUGUUCUCAACAUGUUUUUGUUGAUAUUCUUUCUUUUGGAGUAGUCUGUUCCAGUCAAUUUUUAGUGUCUAAUUGUUUAUCUAUCUAUUUAUAUUUCAUACCUUGCUCCUCUUGCAAACUUAUCUUGAGUAGGGUAACUGUUAACAUAAUUGCCUCAGAUUACUCUAAGCAUGAUCUAGAUUGUUCUGUAUCCCUUGUGCCAUCAUAAGCUCUACUGGGUGUCUAAUGUAUAUACAGUACUGUAUAUAAAUCUUAACUUUUCUUCUCAGUGAUGUAGGUAAUCUGCUCUUGUCUAAACCCUGUACAUACUUCUGUGUUAUGUCUUCCAUGGAAGUUCACCUUCAACAAUUUUUUUUUCACUAUUUACUGUUCAGUAUUUCACAUACACUUCCCUCUAUUUAUUCCUCAGCAUCUAUUUAUACCAAAUGAAUAUUCAACAAUUUGAAUUUUAAGAUUUAUUUGCCUCAAUCUGAUUCACUCUUUGCAUAACACAAAUAUUUAUGUUGGCAUCUGUCUUGUUUCAUAUUACUAAACAUUCUGUAUUAUAAACUUUCAUUGUUUUCAGAUUUUGAAUUCAUCUCUGUUGUUUAUGCUUGCUUAAUUGUGUGUAUAAUUCUCUUUUUGCUAUUACAUAUUUGAGUUUGUAGCAGAAGAGCUCUUGGUCCAGCCUCUAAACUUUUGACUGACAUGUGAAAUAGACACUGGUCUGUAGUUGAGGGUGUCUUCUCUUCCUAAUAUCUUUAUUACAUGUUUUUCCUUCCAGUCAUCUGUUUUACACCUAUUUCUUAAAUAUUUAUGCUAGUAGCUUGCACAGUAUUUCACUUCCUUUUAGUAUUUGUUGAUAUUUUGUCAGGUCAUGUUGUCUUUAAUGUGUCAUGUUUCAUCAAAAGUCAUUACUUGCUUAUAGUCAUUUCAGUAUUUGAUAGCUCUAUCUGAUUUAUCCUCCCUUCUGUCUCUUGUAAUAUUUCUUCUGACGUGACUGAAGUAGCCUUAAUUCUGCUUCCACCUUGGCUGUUAUGGGUAUUGUAUAUUGUUUUUCCACUUCUUUCCUCACCUGAAGAUAUUCGUCACUAGCUCUUCAGCAAGCUUUCCUGGCAUCUGACACGUAGUUUGUUCUGGACUUCUUCCAUGCUCUUUUGUUCCUAGCAUUUGCCUCCUUUCAUUGAUGGUUGUAAGUGAUUACCUAUGUGUCUAUUUGUGUUUUUGUUUGUACAUAUAAAUACAUGUGUUUUCACAUACGUUUAUAGUACAUGUAUAUACCGUAGUAUUUUUUUUUUUUUUUUUUUUUGUGGCCGUUUUUCACUAAGUACCUCUUGAGAGAGAGACCUUGAUAUAGAUGAUGGGCUUUUGAUCCAGGAAAUAUAACUAUACAUUUCCUUGGAUCAAACCAUCAAUUACUGAUUUAGUGUUUCCCCCUGAUUAUCAUAAAGAAUAAUAAUCCAGCAGGGUGACCCAAAGGCAGAAACUCUUUUUUUUUUUU